Hordeum vulgare subsp. vulgare (domesticated barley) is the source of this 1221-nucleotide messenger RNA. RefSeq names its product expansin-like A1. Bases 64 to 906 code for a protein of 280 amino acids. Gene Ontology annotation, cellular component: extracellular region. NCBI's taxonomy places the organism in Eukaryota, Viridiplantae, Streptophyta, Magnoliopsida, Poales, Poaceae. The record is from RefSeq and is a predicted model, not a curated record. The transcript is spliced from 5 exons.
UCUGCUUCAUCAAGCAAGCGAGCGACCCACCGCUACUCUGCUCGGGACAACGGAAAAGAGAAGAUGGCCGUCUCAGUCUGCCUCGGCUCAUCCCCAUCCACUCCUCUGCUGCCGCCGCUCCUCUUCCUCUUCUUCCUCUUCUGCUCCCUCCCGUCGCUCGCCUCCGCCUGCGACCGCUGCGCGCACCACUCCAAGGCCGCCUUCUACACCUCCUCGCUCACCCUCGCCGCCGGCUCCUGCGGGUAUGGCACGGCGGCCGCCUCCUUCAACGGCGGCUUGCUCGCCGCCGCCGGCACGGCCCUGUACCGCGGCGGCGUCGGCUGCGGCGCGUGCUUCCAGGUGAGGUGCAAGGACAAGAAGCUCUGCAGCGGUGCCGGCGCCAGGGUGGUCGUGACGGACCGCGCGAGGACGAGGACGAACCGCACGGACCUUGUGCUGAGCAGCCCGGCGUUCGCCGCCAUGGCCCGCCCCGGCAUGGCCGCGCGGCUCACCAAGCUCAGCGCCGUCGACGUCGAGUACAAGAGGGUGCCGUGCGAGUACAAGGGCAAGAACCUCUCGCUGCGUGUGGAGGAGCGGAGCCGCGCGCCGAACAAGCUCGCCGUCCGGUUCCUCUACCAGGGCGGCCAGACCGACAUCGUCGCCGUCGACGUCGCGAAGGUGGGGUCGUCGAGCUGGAAGUUCAUGACGCGGGAGCACGGACCGGCGUGGAGCACGCGGCAGGCGCCGGCGGGGCCGCUGCAGUUCAGGGUGGUGGUGACUGGCGGGUACGACGGCAAGUGGGUGUGGGCCGACCGCGAGGUGCUGCCGCGACGGUGGCGCGCCGGCGAGGUCUACGACACGGGGGUCCAGAUCACCGAUAUCGCGCAGGAGGGCUGCUUCCCGUGCGACACCCACGAGUGGAGGUGAAAGCAAAUCGGGGAUAGUAAACAAACAAACGAUCGCCAACAUGGAGCCGAAGAAGAUGCUGCUGCUGGCUCCUCGUUUUGGCCGGGCUACGCACGCACGAAGGAUCGCAGCACAGCACCACACCAGACAGGGGAGGUGAUUAAUUUAGUUUCACACGAGAUGAUGACUCGUAGCGGUAGCGUCCUGCUGAUCCAUCGGCAACUUUGGCUGCCGCCUUUUCUUAUUUUCUUUUCUCCUUGUUUUGUGAGCCUUGUGUAUAUACUCACAUACUUACAUGAGCUGCUGACGUGAAUGAAGGGAAGAUAAGUAAGUAAA